GUGGCCACAGGUUCAAGUCGGACACGUCCCAGAUGAUGCCUGAGGCGGAAGACUACCUGUUGGAGGAGGAGGUGGGCAUGGCCCAGCCUGUACAGAUCGUGGUGGCUAACGAAGAGGAGCACUCGUUCACGCUGCAGGAGGAGGCGCUGGAGAGGCUGCUGCUGCAGGAGGAGGUGCAGGACCUCCAAGUGGUCGUCGUCUCUGUGGCUGGAGCAUUCCGCAAGGGCAAGUCCUUCCUGCUGGACUUCAUGCUGCGCUACAUGUACAAACAGUCCAGUUCCUGGGUGGGCAGCGAGGAUGAACCUUUGACAGGCUUCACCUGGCGUGGCGGCUGUGAGAGGGAGACCACGGGCAUCCUGGCCUGGAGCGAGGUGUUUGUGGUUGAGAAACCAGACGGCUGCCAGGUUGCAGUUCUACUAAUCGACACACAGGGGGCGUUUGACAGCCAAUCAACCAUUAAAGACUGUGCCACACUGUUCGCUCUGAGCACCAUGACCAGCUCUGUCCAGGUGUACAACUUGUCCCAGAACGUCCAGGAAGACGACCUGCAGCACCUUCAGCUCUUCACUGAGUAUGGACGACUCGCUAUGGAGGAAGUCUACGAGAAACCUUUCCAGACUCUGAUGUUCCUGAUCAGAGACUGGAGUUACCCGUACGAACAUCCGUACGGUUUGGACGGAGGAAGGAGCUUCCUGGAGAAACGGCUGCAGGUGAAGCAGAACCAACACGAGGAGCUGCAGAACGUUAGGAAACACAUCCACUCCUGUUUCUCCAACAUCGGCUGCUUUCUGCUGCCUCACCCCGGCCUCAAGGUCGCCACCAACCCUCAGUUCGACGGCCGGCUCAGAGACAUCGAUGAGGAGUUUAAGCGGGAGCUGGUAAAUCUCGUUCCGACGCUGCUGUCGCCAGAGAACCUGGUGGAGAAAGAGAUUGGAGGAGUGAAGAUCACCUGCAGAGAACUGCUGCACUACUUCAAGGCGUACAUGAAGAUCUACCAGGGGGAGGAGCUUCCUCACCCAAAGUCAAUGCUGCAGGCAACAGCUGAAGCCAAUAACCUUGCAGCUGUAGCAGGAGCCAAAGACAUGUACAUCAAGAGCAUGGAGCAGGUAUGUGGUGGAGAUAAACCCUACAUUUCCCCGACGGAGCUGGAGCGCCGCCACGUGGAGCUGCGGCAGGCGUCGGUGCGGCACUUCCGCUCUGUUAAGAAGAUGGGCGGCGAGGAAUUCUGCCGGCGCUACCAGGAACAGCUGGAGGCGGAGCUCGACGAGGCCUACGCCAACUUUGGCAAGCACAACGACGGCAAGAACAUCUUCUAUGCUGCACGGACGCCCGCCACACUGUUCGCUGUCAUGUUCGUCAUGUACGUGGUGUCGCUGGUCACGGGCUUUGUGGGAAUCAACUCUGUGGCCACGAUGUGCAACCUCGUGAUGGGCGUGGCUCUGACAGCGCUCUGCAUCUGGGCUUACGUCAAAUACUCAGGAGAGUUCCGUGAGGUGGGAGGAGCCAUCGACCAGGUUGCCGAAACCCUCUGGGAACAGGUUCUCUUCAAACUCUUCGAGGUUGCUCGGAGUCGAGUCCCGUUGGGAAGCCUGAUCCCGGUGCCGCGGCCCCGGCUCGCCUCCAACAACAACGUCAAGAAGAAAAACUAGCAGCUCGUCUCUUUGGUCAUGUUUUAUCCCCCCCCUCCCCCCUCUCGUCUGCUGCUCUGUUUUGAAACGGUGUGUUUAGGACGUCUGAGGCGUGUGAAUCAGUUUUUGUUCGGAGUGUAGAUGAGGGUUCCUCGCCGCGCCGGCUGUAGGUGUCAGGAUCGCUGUAGACCCGGAGGGAUCGGUUCAAUGUAUGUUAUUAUGUCGUGGGCGGGGUUAAGGUAUUAUUGUGGGAGGGGCCAUUAAUCUGUCACUGCGUCAUCGCAGGUGUGAGUUCACCUGUAGACGUUUACAAUUCCCGUUUAUGUGAAUGUACGAAUGAAGCGCAUGACCACAGUCCCGCCUCCUUUCGUCUGUCAGGUCUGUGUCUGUCGCCGGGCGGCGUCACGAGGAGGCGUCACAACCAAAGUUUACAGCUUUACUUAUUUCAGACUGAGCGGGGGACAAACUGACGGAUGUUUGGUUUCAGGGUUUUUCUUUCUCACCCAAAAUCAGAAACUGGAGUUUGAGCCGGUUUGAUUCGAGUUUAAAAAACUUAAACUCAGUCAGGAAACAAACAGUUGAGCUUCAAUCUCAACCUCAUGUGGACAAAAUGAUUUCAAAUAUUUAUUAUAUGUCUCAGGCUUCUUCAGUGACGAUGGACUCAUCCAGGCAGGUCUGCAUUUUCAGAAUCAGACAUACUUUAUUAAUCCCUUUAAGUUCAAACGUCACAGAGCUGAGGAAGAGGUGAAAGAGCAAAAGCAGGUAAAAACACAGCAAUAUAAAAAUCAAGUAAGACUAAAAUGAAAUAAAAGAUAAACAUAUGUAGAAAUAAAAACCGGGUAUGUAUAGAUUUGCAUUUGUACAUGAAUGUAAGUUAAAGUAUACACAGUACACAGUACUAGGCUUUAUACAUUACAGUUGUACUGAUCCAGUUUGACUGGCAGGAAUGAUUUCCUGUGGCGUUCUGUCGAGCGUCACUGAACGAGCUGCAGAGGCUAAUCAACCCAUGAUGGACAAAGUUCUCCAGUUCAGCCCAGUACUCAUUUAUAUUAAUACUAUGAUUGAAAAUAUUUGAUCAAGUACAAUUUAGUUAAAUCAUUAGUGUCAACAGGACUUAAACGAGCGUUAGCGAGCAUUUUGAAUUUGAUAAAUAUUCUUAAAGCUAAGAUAAAAAAUGAAUGAAUUAGGAAGGGACAUCCCGUACAAGCAACAUUUUAACUGAACCUUUUCUUUUUAACAGUCUGAAGCUACUUUAUAGGGUUUUGUAUUUAAAGCAUCACCGUUGCUAUGGUUACACCUGGAGUCCACUCCAUAGUUUACCAGCCUCUAAAUCAGAGACUUGUGUAAACGCUGCUGGCCUCGUUUUAGUUCUCUUCCUGAUUGGUUCUCAUCGGUCACAUGACUCGACUACCAGCGGUGAACACACAGCGUCGCUAACACUUCCUGUCGCUAACACUUCCUGUCGGUAACACUUCCUGUCGGUAACAGCUCCACCUCGUCGUCACUCAGAGAAAAGAAAUCCCUGCUCGGACUUUUCACCAUCACUUCCUCCUUCAGAGGAGAUUCUGUCAGUCGGAGCUAAACUAGAAUCAUCUCAGCGUGUUCACACCAAACGUCCAUCAAACCUCCUGUUGACAAAGAUUCUCUACAAGUUCAAAGUUUCUGAUUCUGGGAAAGUAAAAGAACUAAAAACUAAAAUUUCCCUAAAACCAGACUCGUCUCCAUCAGCGUCUUUCUGAUUGGACGAGCGAUGACGACGUCGUUAUUUCAGACCAGUUUGUCAUGAGAUCGCAACCUGAUGAUUUUCUUAUUUUCAACUUAUUUCUAGAAUUUACCUCCAUUUGUUUUUGUGUUUACCUGAAAGAUUCCACAGCACUUGUGUCUGCGCGUUACGUAUGGAGCUGGAGUCGGCUGAGAGUUUUAACCUUCCGCUGCUCCAGCUCUAAACACGAGACUGAUAUCGAUCCUCGGAUCUCCAGAGGAAACUGCGAUAAUUUGCUAAUUUAUGAAAAUGUUGAACAAUUUCUUCUUUACUGUGAAAUAAUUUUGGCUUUUAAACGUUUCCAUGUUUAACUGGUUGUUGGUUUUAAAAGUUCACUUCCAGUGUUUCAGAGUAAAAUCUUUUUAAAUUUCUUCCUCCGGUUCAUCUGUAGAUAAUAUUUAAUUAUUGAACUUGAGUGUCGUUCCCUCUCUCCUCCUCCUCCUCCUCCUCCUCCCCCUCCAUCUGAAGCACCUCCUCUGUUUUUAAAAGCACCAGGAAGUUGUUUUAGUAAAAACACUAAAUAUCCAGUCGAUGCUCGUUCUCACUCAUUUCAGCGACGCUUUGUCAAGACACCGUCGCUGUUUCAGAUUGUAACGCCACGAUCUGUUUAUUGAAUGACUGAAAGGUUCAAUUCCCACUUUGACCUCGGCUCAUGGGGGUCGGAGGUCGUCGCGUUAUUUUGCUGAAUUGUGUUUUCUGACUUAAUCAUCAUCAUCAUUCCAUCCACAUCACCACCGUGUGCUUUUUGUUUUUGUACAGUUUAGUUUUUUAAAGCCUCAUCCACGCACAGGGCAUGUGUAUGAAAUCUAUACAUAUAUAAAUAUAAAUUUUCUAGACCUUUUUGUAGCUGGAAGAACGACGGUCAGGUGGUAGAACCAGAUUCAGCUCACUGGAUGUAAAGGAAUGCUUUCGUGAUUUGUGGAUAUGUCUAAUAAAUUCCUUUUUAUAAAUAUAUUUGUAAAUUUAAUCUUACAUGAGCACUGCGAUUCCACCCCCUGCUGGCAAAGAAUGUUUAUAAUCUGGAUUUUUCUUUUUCUCUUUUUGUCUUAUGUUGCAUUUUGAAGUUAUUUUUCGUUAAUUUAUUUUUCAGUAUGAUAUUAAACCAAACUCCUACGACACAGA
Paralichthys olivaceus (Japanese flounder) is the source of this 4512-nucleotide messenger RNA. Lineage: Eukaryota; Metazoa; Chordata; Actinopteri; Pleuronectiformes; Paralichthyidae. The record is from RefSeq and is a predicted model, not a curated record.